This is a messenger RNA of Sitophilus oryzae (rice weevil), 1625 nucleotides long. Its product is annotated as transcription initiation factor IIA subunit 1-like. Bases 321 to 1415 code for a protein of 364 amino acids. The record is from RefSeq and is a predicted model, not a curated record. The transcript has 5 exons. Lineage: Eukaryota; Metazoa; Arthropoda; Insecta; Coleoptera; Curculionidae. Gene Ontology annotation, cellular component: transcription factor TFIIA complex. Gene Ontology annotation, biological process: transcription by RNA polymerase II; transcription initiation at RNA polymerase II promoter.
UGAUAUUUUUUGUCGUGAUGUGAAUUAGAAUCGCGUCGAAAAAUUUAUAUCGGGAUUAGGUGAAAAUUACGGUUAAAUGGUCAAGAGGCGCUGUCCAUUCUUGUAGACAUAACAAUGAGGCUUGUUUAAUUAGGCAGAAAUUCAAAAGACUACCUGUAGCACGUCAUCAGGUUGUUCGUUUGGUGCAAAGCAGUUCGGUCACAGUUCCCCAGCAGGUUGUUGGAAGUGGACGUAGAAAAGCCACGAUCGCUAUGUAGUUGAAUACAUUCACGAGAGAAAGUUGAAGAAUAAACGAAAACAACACGAUUCGAACGAGAAUAAUGUCUAACUCUUUGUGCAAAUCAUCGGUGUUUAAGGCGUAUCAAGAGGUCAUUACCGAUGUAAUUCAAAAUGUACGAGAGCAAUUCUUAGAAGAUGGACUGGAUGAAACGAUAUUACAAGAGUUAAAAUCUUUGUGGGAGACAAAAUUAGCGGCUACUAAAGCUGUCGAAGAGGUAAAAGAGGUUGACAAAAUAAUAGCUGCAAACAAAACCCAAAAAAUGUCACAGCAAAAUCAACAGACUUUUCUCAAUCAACUUGCCCAACAGCAGAACCCUGCUAAUCAGAUUGUAGGACAAGUGCCACCUAAUAACCACAUACCUCAAGGAAUUGCAUUUCCAGAAUGGAGGAGGGUACCAGUUAAGCUAACUAUUCCUUCACCACCUGGCUGUACCACCACAGAGAAACGAGUACUCGGUAUCGAGGUUCCAGAAGUAUUUUUACAAGAUCAUCAUUUGAAGUCUAUUUUAACUGGCCCGAUUAUUAGUGCCACUUUAAAUUUACCCAUAGAUGCAGCUACAACAUUCUUACAAGACCAAGUAAAUAACGCAUUUUUGAAGCACCAGCAAUCCACUAAUUUUGUCAACAUAAAUAUGGGAAUCAACCCUUCUUUAAUUCAAACUGAUGGUGCAGCAUCUUGUUCCUUGAAAACAAGAAAGACACAAGAGGUACGCGGACAACAUAGAAUAAGGAAAAAGUUAGUAGCUUCCACAAGCGUUAGUACUGAUGAAAAAGUGCCAUACCAAAGUACCACUCAGACCCCAAAGAUUUUUCAAAGCGAUGGAGCACGAGACUCAUCAGAUGAUGAGGAUUUGGACGAUGAAGAAGAUGAAGAUGACAAUGAUAACGAUAUUUUAGACGACAUUGAGGAAGAAGCACAAGAAGCAGCCGAGGACGAGCCUUUAAACUCCGAAGAUGACGUUUCUGAUGCAGAUGGAACCGAAGAAUCUUUUAACACAGACAAUGUGAUUGUCUGCCAGUUUGACAAGAUUACCAGAGCAAAAAAUCGUUGGAAAUUUCAUUUGAACGAUGGUAUAAUGAAUCUUAAUGGAGAAGACUACGUUUUCCAAAAAGCAAAUGGUGAAGCAGAAUGGUAAAAAUAAAAUUAUUGGCCCCCUCCUUGAAAAAAAUAUGGUAAAUCUCUACACAACUAAAAUAUACUUUUUUUGCUCAUUAAUAUUUGUGCAAUCUAGUAUCUUUAAUUGAAAAUUAAGUUUAUUUUUGAGUGUGAUUUUCAAAUAGUUUAUAUUAUAUAUAUUUUAUAAGAUGUUUUUUUUUUUAAUUACUGAAAUAAAUAUUUACGUCAA